AUGGAAGCUUGUCACUCUCCACAGCAAUCCAGUGUCACUUCAUAUGGGGCCAUGGCUUUGGCCAUCAUCACCCUGGAGGCAUUUCCUGGCAUGUGGAUAAAUGCCUUCCUGGUUUGUGUGCUUUGCAUUGCCUGGGUGAAAAAGAAAAUCUUGAACUCUAAUGAGAAGAUCUUGCUGCUGCUGGGAUGCUCCAGGUUUUGCUAUUUGUGCUUCUCAUGGGUAUAUUGCUGCCUUUCAACAACUUAUCCCAAUUACCUUCAUGUUCAACCCACAUUCCAACUAAUUAUAUUUUUUCAAAGCUUUUUUAAUUGUUCCAACUUGUGGGUCUCAGCCUCUCUUUCUGUUUUUUAUUGUAUAAAAAUUGCCAAUUUCAGGAACAGCUUCUUCAUCUACCUGAAACUAAAAACAGACAGGAUUGUGUCCUGGCUUUUGUUGACAUCAUUGCUUUCAGCCUUGGCUAUCGGCAUCAUCGCCUAUGACAUCGCUGUUACACAGCUCAGUAUCAACCGCAAUUCCACCGGGCAAGGAAAUUUUUCAAAAGUUAGAGGCAAAGUGGAUGAAAAUUUUUUCCAGAUAUAUUUUAUCUAUGGCUUCGGAAUUAUCACAUCUUUCACAGCAGUCAUCUCUUCUGCCCUUCUCCUUCUCUUUUCUCUCUGGAGACACAAAUGCAAGAUGCAGAAAAAUUCCAUGAACAGCUUCAGUAUGGAUGCCCAUAUCAAAGCCAUGAAAUCUAUUCUCUCCUUUUUUAUAAUGUAUAGUAUUAACUUCAUAUUUUUGAUCCUGUUACCAAUUAAUUCAACAAAGAAAGAAAAUUAUGUGGCAUUUCUUAGUUUACUAUUUCUGUAUGCUUUUCCAGGUGUUCAUUCCCUUAUUCUGAUUUUCAGCAAUCCUAAGCUGGAAAAGACACUGAUAAGGAUUCUAUCCUGUGUCAAGUGCAAGGAUUGCAUGAGGUAG
Haemorhous mexicanus (house finch) is the source of this 954-nucleotide messenger RNA. Its product is annotated as taste receptor type 2 member 9-like. Gene Ontology annotation, molecular function: G protein-coupled receptor activity; bitter taste receptor activity. Gene Ontology annotation, cellular component: membrane. Bases 1 to 954 code for a protein of 317 amino acids. The record is from RefSeq and is a predicted model, not a curated record. The transcript has a single exon. Gene Ontology annotation, biological process: detection of chemical stimulus involved in sensory perception of bitter taste; G protein-coupled receptor signaling pathway; sensory perception of taste. NCBI's taxonomy places the organism in Eukaryota, Metazoa, Chordata, Aves, Passeriformes, Fringillidae.